Molecule: messenger RNA, 1326 nt
Organism: Rhea pennata
Lineage: Eukaryota; Metazoa; Chordata; Aves; Rheiformes; Rheidae
Gene: FDPS
Product: farnesyl diphosphate synthase
Exons: 10
Coding region: 28-1077 (349 amino acids)
Biological process (GO): trans, trans-farnesyl diphosphate biosynthetic process
Cellular component (GO): cytoplasm
Molecular function (GO): dimethylallyltranstransferase activity; (2E,6E)-farnesyl diphosphate synthase activity
Source: RefSeq, a predicted model, not a curated record
ACACUCUGGCAGAGCAGCAGUGCGACAAUGAGUGGGGACGGGGUGGCAGCGGGUGACCGGGCAGCCUUCGUAGGCUUCUUCCCGCAGAUUGUGCAGGACUUGACAGCAGAGCUAGGGCACCCGGAGGUGGGUGAUGCCGUAGCACGCCUUAAGGAGGUGCUGGAGUACAAUGCACCAGGUGGGAAGAACAACCGUGGGCUGGCAGUUCUGGCAGCCUUCCGUGAGCUGGCAGGCCCUGAGUGCCAUGAUGCAGAGAGCCUCCAGUGUGCCAUGGCUGUGGGCUGGUGUGUGGAGCUGCUCCAGGCCUUUUUUCUGGUGGCUGAUGAUAUCAUGGACUCGUCUCUCACCCGCCGGGGGCAGCUCUGCUGGUAUAAGAAGGAGGGAAUUGGUUUGGAUGCUGUCAAUGAUGCUUUCCUGCUGGAGUCAUCUGUCUACAGGCUGCUGAAGAAAUACUGUAGGAAACGUCCGUACUACCUGCACUUGCUGGAGCUUUUCUUGCAGACUGGCUACCAGACUGAGCUUGGGCAGGCCUUGGACCUUAUCACUGCUCCUGUCUCCCAGGUGGAUUUGAAUAGUUUCAGUGAACAGAGGUAUAAGGCAAUUGUUAAGUACAAGACUGCAUUCUACUCCUUCUACCUUCCAGUAGCUGCUGCCAUGUACAUGACUGGUAUUGACAAUGAGGAAGAACAUGCCAAUGCCAAAGCAAUCUUGCUGGAGAUGGGUGAAUUCUUCCAGGUCCAGGAUGAUUACUUGGACUGCUUUGGGGAUCCAGAGUUGACAGGGAAGAUUGGCACAGAUAUCCAGGACAACAAGUGCAGCUGGCUGGUGGUGGAGUGUUUGCGUCGGGUCACACCAGAGCAGAGGCAGAUCCUGGAGGAGAAUUAUGGUUGUAAGGAGCCAGAGAAGGUGGCUAAGGUGAAGGAACUCUAUGAGACUUUAGGCAUGAGGGCUGUUUUUCAGGCAUAUGAGGAGAAGAGCUAUCAGCAUCUACAGGAACUGAUCAAGAAGCAUGCAAACCGGCUCCCCAAGGAGUUCUUUCUUGGCCUAGCUCAGAAGAUUUACAAGCGCCAGAAGUGAUGGGAGCUAGUGGGCUCUGUUAUUCUAAGAAAAAAUGAACUUUCAUUUCCUUCAUGGAGAAGGCCUUUUAGUGAAUUUGCACUACUAUCCCUGUCUCUGCCCUCCAUGCAUGGGCUCUAGGGGUGGUGGUGAAUCAUGAAGCAUUCAGUCUCCUGCCUUGGGAUGUGGGGCCAGGCCUAUAGCAUGUGUAGCACAGAUGUUGGUGCUGAGGCUGCCAGGAUGUGUAUCAAUAAAGAUAACUUAUUGGAA